Molecule: messenger RNA, 1203 nt
Organism: Parnassius apollo (apollo)
Lineage: Eukaryota; Metazoa; Arthropoda; Insecta; Lepidoptera; Papilionidae
Source: the annotation of a GenBank genome assembly
AUGUUAGCUGCAGGCUGUUCAGGAAAUAUGCUGGUCCUUUACAUGUACUGUAGAUGUCGUGCUCUCCGGACACCGGGCAACAUCCUUGUCGCCAACCUUGCUCUCAGCGAUUUCUUGAUGCUUGCUAAAACGCCGAUUUUUAUUUUUAACUCUUUUAACCUCGGACCGGCAUUAGGAAAAACGGGUUGCGUUGUCUACGGUUUCCUGGGUGGUUUAACUGGAACUACUUCCAUCGCAACACUAACUGCAAUAGCAUUAGACCGAUAUUGGGCAGUGGUACGUCCAUUAGAACCUCUCAGAGCCCUAACUGCUAUUCGCGCUCGUUUGUUAGCGGUUGCAGCCUGGCUAUACGCUGCAAUAUUUUCCGCUAUCCCAGCUUUAGAUAUUGGAUACGGGCGUUACGUUCCAGAGGGAUAUUUAACUAGCUGCAGCUUCGAUUAUCUAACUGAAGAAAUGGGACCUCGUUAUUUCAUCUUCACGUUCUUUUGUGCUGGAUGGUUGGCGCCAUUCUGCACAAUUUCUUUUUGUUAUACAAGCAUUCUUCAAGUUGUUGUUUGUCAACGAAACAUUUCGACAACUGGAACCAACAAUCAUGAUCAAAAACUUUCGUCAAGACAUGUGAAAGAAAAGGUGAAACGCAAAGCAGAGAUUAAACUUGCAUUCCUAGUAAUAAUUGUAAUAGCUCUAUUUUUUAUAUCGUGGACGCCGUACGCUAUCGUAGCGCUUUUAGGUAUAUUUGGUCAAAAGCAUCUAAUAACUCCUACAGCUUCAAUGGUACCAGCACUAUUUUGUAAAACUGCUGCAUGUAUAAAUCCCUUUAUUUAUAUUAUUGCACAUCCCAAUUUCCGUAAAGAAUUACAAAAAAUAUUGUAUAGAGAUAAAUCUAAACGUAUGAGUGGCACGUUAAGAACUACCGGAUAUUACACUGAUUCAAACAAGAUGCAUAGACCGAGCAAAGACUUAAGCGAUACGGAUGUUGAAAUUGUUGAAAUGAAAGACAUUCCCUACCAAUCCGACUUGCCUAGAAAAACUAGCUCUAAUUUAGAUACAAUAUCGUCAAAAGUAUCCGAACGCGACGAUUCACAAAGGAGUGUGAGUUUGAAAAGCUUAGACGAAAGUGUAGUAACUCCGCCUUCUCGUAAGCCCCAGUUCAAGAAGAAAAAAAGUUUCCAACAAAGAUCAUCGAAACGAUCGAGUCAGUAA